GCCCACCCUUCGCCUCCUUUUCCGCGGCUGCAUGCUGCGCGACCGCUGAUUGGCUACGGAGGACGGAAGCUCAGUUGGGGUUUCUUUAGAAGUUUUCCCUUCCUGGGCGGCGGCGGAGCUGGUAACCAAGGUAGAAACGCUCAGGCAGAAGCUUUCUUGACUCCUAGGGAUGGCGGCAGCUGCAGCAGGACCUGCAUCGUCCCAGCGGCUUUUCCAGAGCUUCUCAGAUGCUCUGAUCGACGGGGAUCCCCAGGCAGCAUUAGAGGAGCUGACCAAGGCCUUGGAACAGAAUCCGGAUGACGCACAGUAUUACUGUCAGAGAGCUUAUUGUCACAUUCUUCUUGGGAAAUACCGUGAUGGUAUUGCCGAUGUAAAGAAGUCUCUUGAACUCAAUCCAAAUAAUUGUACUGCUCUUCUGAGGAAAGGGAUAUGUGAAUACCAUGAAAAAGACUACGCUUCUGCCUUAGAAACAUUUGCAGAGGGACAGAAAUUAGAUAGUACAGAUACCAAUUUUGACACCUGGAUUAAAAGAUGCCAAGAAAUUCAGAAUGGAUCAGAAUCUGAAGUGUCUGCAUCUCAGAGGACCCAGUCAAAAAUCAAGUAUGACUGGUAUCAAACCGAGUCUCACGUAAUCAUCACCCUUAUGAUCAAGAGCGUUCAGAAGAAUGAUGUACGUGUGGGAUUUUCAGAGAGAGAGUUGUCUGCUUUGGUGAAAAUUCCUGCUGGAGAAGACUACAGUUUGAAGCUGAGGCUGCUCCACCCUAUAAUACCAGAACAGAGUACAUUCAAAGUACUUUCAACAAAGAUUGAAAUUAAAAUGAAAAAGCCAGAGGCGGUGAGAUGGGAAAAGCUAGAGGGACAAGGAGAUGAGCCCACACCGAAACAGUUCACAGCAGAUGUAAAGAACAUGUAUCCGUCCUCAUCUCACUAUACCCGGAACUGGGAUAAGUUGGUUGGCGAAAUCAAAGAAGAAGAAAAGAACGAGAAGCUGGAGGGCGACGCAGCUUUAAACAAGUUAUUCCAGCAGAUCUACUCAGACGGUUCCGAUGAAGUGAAACGUGCCAUGAACAAGUCAUUUAUGGAGUCUGGUGGUACAGUCUUGAGUACCAACUGGUCUGAUGUAGGUAAAAGGAAAGUUGAAAUCAACCCUCCCGAUGAUAUGGAAUGGAAACAGUACUAAAUAAAUCAAUUUGCUAUCACUGUAUUGCGUGUGUUCGAGAGAGCCCAUUGUGUGCUUUAUCAUAUUCUUGAGUUUUAAACAGUAUCUUUUGAAAGAUUAAACCUUCUUGCCUCUCUGUGCUUUAGAAAUGAUUUUUCCUGCAAGUAUUCUAAAGAGUGACAAUCACAUCUUAUCAUUUCUGUCCUUAAGGAUUUUGCACAUCCUGAAACUGAAUGAAAUGCCAGUUGUUCCUAGAUAGAUCCGCUCUGUCUAGUUAUGAAGUGGAGAAAUCUUUAAUAGCAUCUUGGGUAAUUGCCUUAUUUUUGAUGCAGUGUUCUGUCAAUAAUUGAUUAGACCUGGCAACUUUGGUGGGUCUAACGUUUUCAGCUUCAGUGUUGUGUUUACUUUUCAGAGCUGCUUUGGAAUGAGAGCUGUGCAUUUCUCUGUGAAGGCUGCUGCUUUAUUUACCUUCCUCUUAAGUUUUUCCUGGGAACUUUGAGAAAUUGCUGCAGAGAAUUCCCUCAUUUAGUUUUUAUGAGAAGUAUUUGUAACUGCAGCAAGAUUUUGGUUCUACCUUCUAAAUUCUCGAAUAAAGCAUAGAUUCUCGAGUUUACCAGCACACAGAUGUAACUGUCAAUAAGUAAUCUGAGUUGGAGACCAAGAGAAUGCCAGGCCUCCUCUGCCACCAUUACUGUGGUUUCAGUACUUAAAUGGAGAGAGAUGCCCUUAGUUUCAGAGUGUAUAGUAUAGCAGAGAGAAGGCUGACAUUCAGGAAAACUUAGGAAUGGCUGAAUGUUGGGCUACAGAAUAGUUUUAACAAACCAAAAAAAAUUACCCCAUGAUGAAUUCUUUGCAGUCUAUAAUAAUGCAUAUUCCACUGGCAACUCACAGAUUUGACAUCAUUUUAUCAGCCUUUGUAUAGCCUAGUGGCGGGUCUGUGCUCUGGUAGGUGUUACUGAUAAUUUUGUGGCAAGACACUCCCUUGUAUCCUCAGAGCUGAUGGUGAAGUGAAGGAGAAACAUGUUGGAAAGCAUUUCAGCUGCAGAAAGUGUAGGAGAGUUCAUAUUUACAGUGGGCUGGUCCCAGACCCUUUGCUAAUAGCUUGUGGAAGUGCACUGGAGAUUAGGAGAGGCUGGCUCCGAAUGAAUCCCUGAUGCCCGCCUCACCUUCCAGUGACUGUUACGUGCUGGAUAACUGGCAUUACCGGUUCACACCACCAUGUUUGGCUUAAUCUUUUUGUUGGUGGUGUCCAUGCUGAAGUUCUAACUGACCUUUUGCCCACGUAAAGCUGCAAACUACUGUCCUUGUUCUUGAGCACUAAAGGGAAAGGCAAGGUUGACUUCUUGCUAGAGUGGAGUUCAGGAAUUCUUUCCUUUGGGAAACAAGAUAGUGGGUUGUGGUCUAGAUGUUAAAUUAUCUCAGUGUCUUUGAUCCUAAGGGGAAGAGAGGCUUGCUACAGAAGCAAUAAAGGCAGGACACCUCCACCAAUGUACAAGAAUUUCCAGCCCACUCACUUUAUAAUUUUCAGCAGUUAAGCCUCCCCCCACAAGAGAUAUCCUUAUUGUAUGUGUAUGUGUGUUUGCAUGAGUGUAUGUACAAUAUUUGUGUGUGUAUACACCCAGUGCCGCAGAAGAGGCCGCAGGAUGCUCUGGAAAUGGAGUUGCAGACUCUGUGAGCCUCCUCCAUGUGGGUGCUGAUAACCACGCCAGAUCCUCUGCAAGAGCAACAAGUGCUUAAUGACAGCCGUCUCUCCAGCCCCAGUAUUAAGCCUGUUAGAUUGUAAUUCCUUUAGUAAAUAAUAUCUAGAGUCUUAGAAUUAAAAGAUUGUGAAUAUAAAUAAAUCGUAUUUUUACUGUUCAACCUUU
This is a messenger RNA of Mus musculus (house mouse), 3024 nucleotides long. It is a transcript of the gene Sugt1, whose product is annotated as SGT1, suppressor of G2 allele of SKP1 (S. cerevisiae). Lineage: Eukaryota; Metazoa; Chordata; Mammalia; Rodentia; Muridae. Bases 170 to 1180 code for a protein of 336 amino acids. The transcript is spliced from 13 exons. Gene Ontology annotation, biological process: regulation of protein stability; kinetochore assembly. Gene Ontology annotation, cellular component: kinetochore; protein-containing complex; nucleus. The record is from RefSeq and is marked validated. Gene Ontology annotation, molecular function: protein-folding chaperone binding.